Molecule: messenger RNA, 3144 nt
Organism: Candidula unifasciata
Lineage: Eukaryota; Metazoa; Mollusca; Gastropoda; Stylommatophora; Geomitridae
Source: the annotation of a GenBank genome assembly
GUCAUCAACAGUUUUGGCAAUGAGUCCAACAAGGACAACUUGUAUGCUUUCUCCUACACAUCCUUGUCGGACAUCAUGAAGAACUUCUCCAAUGUCAGCGUCACCAGGGUAGUCCUGGGAUAUGUUGUCAUGUUUAUCUAUGCCUGUGUGUCUAUGCUGAGAUGGAAUGAUGCUGUCAAGUCCCAGAGUGGGAUAGCCAUGGCCGGCGUGGUCCUAGUGUGUUUGUCAGUAGCCGCUGGCCUUGGAAUCUGUUCGGUUCUGGGGAUCAACUUCAAUGCUUCAACAACACAGAUCAUUCCUUUCCUGGCAUUGGGCCUUGGUGUGGAUGACAUGUUCCUCAUCGCACACACCUUCUAUGAAAAUGCGGAUCAUGUGCCAACUCAGGAGCUGACAGGCGAGGUGCUGAAGAAGACAGGUGUGACGGUGGUCCUGACUUCCGUCAGUAACAUGCUGGCCUUCUUCACAGCCGCCAUUAUUCCAGUGCCAGCUCUGAGGGCCUUCUCCCUGCAGGCAGGGAUCCUGGUCUUGUUCAACCUGGGCUCUGUGCUUCUGGUAUACCCAGCCAUCAUUAGUCUGGAUCUGGUGAGGAGAGAGGACAAACGGAUCGAUGUUCUAUGUUGCUUUCAGAGUACUGCAGGCUCCAAUGACGUGAUUGAUCUGAAACAGCCCUCGCGUGCGGACACCGAGCCAAGAACAACACCCCAAGGCACUCCUGUCCAGCGUGAGCCUAGUCCCCCACCUCCUUAUUCCUCUGGCCCUGGUUCUAUGCCGCCUUGCUAUGACACUGUGACUAGAACAUCUGACAAUGGACUUGGCACCGUGACGACACUGGCACCAGAUGACGGGGUGUUUGUGAAGAGAUGUGAUAUGUCUCUGGCGUCUUCCUGCCCUUCCACGACGUCAUCUCGACAGUGUCUGACCCCGGAAGAUACAACUUCAUGCAGGGAGAGGUGCAUGCAGGUUCAGCACGAGUGUUUCACCUGGACACUCACCUAUCUGGCAGCUCAUGUGUAUGCUCCGUUCUUGCAGCGCACAUUUGUCAAGGUGACUGUGAUGUCGCUGUUCCUGGUGAUUAUAAUUCUGGGAGCAUGGGGCACGGCACAAGUGAAGGAUGGCCUUGACCUUACAGACGUGGUACCCAGGCAGACACCAGAGUUUGAAUUUCUGCAGGCUCAGUCCAAAUAUUUUGGGUUUUACAGCAUUAAUUUGGUCACUCAGGGUGGGUUUGACUACCCCAACAAUCAACAGUUGUUGUAUCACUACCACAGCGCCUUUCAAAAAGUCCAGAAGAUCAUCAGACGUGAAGAUGGCUCCCUUCCGCCAUUUUGGUUGGAUCUUUUCAGACAGUGGUUGACAGAUUUGCAAAGAUCAUUUGACAAGGAUUUUCAGAAAGGUCUGGUCACUGUUGAUGGUUGGAAGCAGAAUGCUACUGAAGAAACCGUCCUGGCAUACAAGCUGCUGGUGCAGACGGGAGAUGUGGAUAAUCCAAUCAACAAGGAACAGAUCACCCGUAUUCGCCUGGUGGAUGACAGAAACAACAUCAAUCCUCCAGCCUUCUACAAUUACCUGACAGCAUGGAUCACAAACGAUGCCAUGGCUUACUCAUCUUCAAUGGCAAAUCUCCACCCGCUGCCCAAAUAUUGGCUGCAUGAUCCGACCGAUGAGAACACAGAGAUUCACAAGGCUCAACAUUUAGUCUUUGCACAGAUACCAUUCUACCUGUCUAACAUCUCAGGUACUGAGGAAAUUAUUGAUAUGAUAAAGGAAAUCAGGGAAAUAUGUGAUGAGUUUUCCGAGGAAGGACUGCCUAACUUUCCCACCGGGGUCCCCUUCACAUUUUAUGAGCAGUACAUCAACCUCCGCUUCUACCUGACCUUGUCCAUUGUCUGUGUGCUGGCGGUGACCUUUGUGGUCCUCACUGUUGUCUUGAUGAACCCCUGGAUUGCUUUUCUUGUGGUGUUUGUACUGACGAUGAUCAUCGUUGAGCUGUUUGGCUUCAUGGGAAUGAUGGGUAUUAAACUGAGUGCGGUUCCUGCGGUCAUCCUCAUCAUGUCUGCGGGAAUUGGUGUGGAGUUUACACUUCAUGUUGCUGUGGGAUUUAUUACGGCUAUUGGCAGUCGGGAUCGGAGGAUGGCUAUGGCCUUGGAGCACACCUGUGCGCCUGUUAUACAUGGUGCUGUUUCCACUUUCUUGGGCAUUCUCAUGUUGGUGGGCACGGAUUUUGAGUUCAUUGUCAAGUAUUUCUUCAAUGUCCUCACAGCCCUAAUUGUGAUAGGUCUCUUCAAUGGUCUCAUGUUGUUGCCUGUUUUACUCAGCAUACUUGGGCCUAAAGGAGAGGUCAUCCCUAAAGAUAAUGCAGAUCGCCUGUCCAUGCCAACACCAGAACCCUCUCCAAAGCUCUCAGAGAGGUACAGCUCUUCACAGUCUCAUCGAAGGAAACACAGAGUAUACCCCCGCGUCAACUCGGACUACUCGUCCCAUGAAAUCAUCAUCCACCCGGAGGUUGUCGUGGAAACGGUGACUUUGCCAGGUAGUUGUCAUGACCCUGGCAGCAACAUGGUGCAGCUGCCUCACUGGUCCAGUGGUGGUCACAUGGGUCCUGGAUCAAUCACCUCCUCCAUGUACAAUACUGAUGAACAUACACUGUUAUCUUCUACUCCCCAGGACUCAAGCUCCCCAGAUUCCCCCUCACCUCCCCCACCACCUACAACCCACAUUACAAGGGUCAAGACCACAGCAACAGUCGAAGUUGAAGUUCAUACGCCAAUUCCAGGUGUGGUAAACCAAGAACACACAUAUAAAAGCAAGAGACGGAAGACCAGAGAAGCAGCAAAUAGAUCUUGCAGCUCAAACUCAGGUGUACACAGCAACCGGUGGCAGAAUUACCCAGGUGAAGGCAUGUCCGUAAGUACAGACAUGCCUCAGGUACAAGUGGUUCCACACAUCCGUACCAGCAGCCAAUCACACCCACCCUCUACCCCACUCCCGCAGCAGCAACAGCACAGUAGAAGCUCAAGGAAUGCAGGUUCAUGGGUUGGUGAUAGUUCUAUAGUCCAUGCGGAUAGUCGAAGUGGCAGACGUGUGAGGAGAGAGAAGCAUGUGGGCAAGUCAACCAGUUUAGACCAGGAUUACAUUGACAUGUAA